UUUUACACGGAUAAAGAUUACAAAAUGAACUCCGCUAAAGGAAAGGUAAUUGACUGCUUCGUACACGUCAUUGUUCUUUUUUAAUCUUCCUUAAGGCUCAAAGGUCAUACCAAAUGCUGAAUACGUUUGAGUUGAUCUUCGGUAGAAAGCCGGCAUUUUUCACCUUAUUCCGAAGACGUUUUCUCUGGUUGUACUGACUAUAAUCUUGGAAAAUUUCAGCUUAAAGAUUUCCAUGAAGAUGUCAGGAGAGAGGUUUGUGUUGAACUCACAGUUUUGUGGCGUGGAGUGUUGUUGUUAGCUUUUCUAAAAUGGUCAAAUAUUGAUGACAUAUACCGUUUAGCGUUAGCUUGCUGUUAAACUUUUAUAUUAAUAUAAGCUUGAGCUUACCUGCAUCGAUUUUUCCGUGUUUUUUUACUUAGGCCGAAGAUUCAGUUAAAAAUUUCUUUCCCGACAGAGUUUUUGAGCUGGACAAACUUCUGAAGGUAACCUUUUAAGCCUUUUACCUUAAACUUGUUAAAGGUCACCACGUGUUGAGGAAAUAAUUUUAUCAAACGUUAAGUUAAAGCAUUAUUAAGUUUAGCUUUGUAAGUUUGGUUAUCAAAUACUGCUGUUUACUGCACUAUUAGCUGCCACUUAUAAAUACCCUGUCUUCAAGCUAGAAGGUCUUAUUUGAGGUUAUUUUAUUACCAUUGUAAUAAAUAUUCAUUAAUUUCUAUAUAUUCUUACUGUACUCAUGAUCAUCUAACGUUACUUAACUUACAUACAAUAACUAUUGUGGUUGAGGUCAAAGGAAAUGACUUAGCAAUAACUGGCCACUGGGCUAAUAUAUAAAAUUCUGGCCAGAAAUGAGCACUUUUUUCCAAGGAGGCUUCCUUGUUAAUAAGGUUUCCCUUUAUUGACUGGUUUAAAAGAGCAACAAUUAUAAUAAUGAAGUAAACAUACAAUAGACCUCUGCGAACACUCAAUAACAAUGACAACAAUCUACCAUUCCCCAACCCCCAAUGGGAAUGGCUUAGGACAUUAUGUAAAGUCUUACAUGAAGUACAUACUAUCAAAAUUUGCAAUCAUGGUUUUGAUGCCAGAAAUAAUCUUUGUCAUUUUUACUACUACAACCAGAAUCCUUAAAGGCUGGUUUUCACUAGCGACGGAGUCGGAGUCGGAGUCAUAAGCGGAGUCGUAAGAGCGCUUAUGACCUAGUGAAAAUCAAAAAUCGGAGUCGUAAGCGACGGAGUCAUAAGCGCGAUGGAAUUGGAGUCAGAAGAAUCAGAACGUUUCCAUUUUCUUCCGACUCCGCUUACGACUCCGUCCCUUACGUUCCACUUAUGAUCUAGUGAAAACCAGAUUGUCGGAGUCGGAAGCAGAAGCGGAAGGAUUAACCAAUCACAAUGCAGGUUCCCACGCUUUGUGAUUGGUUUGGUUCUUCUGCUUCUGCUUCCGACUCCGACAAUCUGGUUUUCACUAGAUCAGAAGCAGAAUGUAAGCGACGGAAUCGUAAGCGGAAUCGGAACGCUGUUUUCACUAGAUCAUAAGCUCUACGCUUCUGAUUACGACUCCGACUCCGACUUCGUCGCUAGUGAAAACCAGCCUUAAGGGUUUUGCUUUCUUGUGCAAAUUAGGGUUUUUGUUAUUUAAUCCACGCAGGGAUCACCAAAUUUAAAUAUGAAAGGAAAAACGUAAAGGAUACUGGUCGUAUUAGUAAAAUGACGCCAUCGUGCAAAUGGCCUAUUAGGAGGGGGUUUGGAAAAAACAGUAGUGUCCUUGCAGGUGUUCCUAUGUCCUCCUUCUCAUGCUCUCUUGUGUGCCGGAAUUCCCCUUCCCCUUCCCCUUCCCCUUUUAACUCCUUCAACACAGGCUAAUGCCAUCCUUGUUUCUCAAAUAUCAAUAAUGACAUUUUAUGUUAAUUUUUAGUCUGACAUGUUCAGUAAAGAUUCUAUGGAUAGAGUGCAUAAAGGUGUCACCAUGCCUGUCCACAAGAAUGACACACACAACGACGUGGAGGUAAUUAACAAUCAACCCUUUGAUUCUUCCUGUAGAAGGUAAAAGGUAAAGGUGCACACAAACCAAAGGUCCCAAACGGCUGGAGCUUAUCUCAGUUUCCUUACCAUGAAGCAUGCUUAGGAGUAUUGCUACUCCACCCUAGAUGGGAUGUUAGUCCAUCGUGGGGCUACCCCCAAGCAGUAUGUCGCCAGUACUUAUUUAUAUAUCUGGGUGAAGAAAGACAAUGUGGAGUAAAGUUCCUUGUCUACAUGUAGUUAUUUAGAUAAUAAAAAAAGGCUUUUUCCAAUAGUUUUUGUUGAAAAACCAUCUCCUUUGUGCAUACUGUUAAAGGAUUUGCCUAAUCUGGCCGGAUAGUUUGGAUUAAAAGUGAAAUUCACCUUACAUCGAGAAUGGUCUGGCCUGUCAGUGAUGACAAAUUGAAAGCGCCCAUAGUCUUCACAGCCUUCUCUAUACAUUUCGAAUGGUACCAACAAAGAGAAUAACUGGUUUUGAAAUUUAUUAUGACCUUUGUGUUUAUUGGCCAGUCACAUAAUACAAAGUCAUAAAAAUAGUAAUAAUCAUUUAUCAUUCUGAUAUCAUGGGUGUCAAAUUACUCCUUAAUUCUGGUGCGAAAUUUCACCAUUAAUUUACAAUUUCACAUGUGAAAUUACAUAUUCCAUAUGUGUCAGUGCCAAGAUGGUGGCAAAGUUUUUUAAAUGUUAUGAAUGAAGGUGUCGGGGCAGUAAAAGAUUCUUUAGAAAACCUAAACGUAUAAAAGAGCACAUAGUGGACAAAAGCAAGUGUGAAAUUAUUCCCUAGUUUCACUUGUCACCAUUUGAUUACACAUACAAAUCACACCUUGCUCUGAAUUAAUGGUACUGCUAACCGCCACCUGGUUAGCUCAGUUAGGAGAGUGCCGGUCUGCUGAGCAGGAGGUCACGAGUUCAAACCCCGGCCAGACCAACACUCAGGGUCUUUAAAUAACUGAGAAGAAAGUGCUGCCUUUGUUAUGACAUCUGCAAACGGUUAAACUUUUUAGUCUUCUCAGAUAAGGACGAAAAACCGUAGGUCCUGUCUCACAGCACUUUCAAUGAUCUGUUCUUGUGGGACGUAAAAGAACCCACACCACUGUUCAACAAGAGUAGCGGGUGUAGACCAUGGUGGUUUAGGGUGUGUGUGGUAGGGAUGGCACCUCUCAUGGGACCUAUGAGUCCUGUUCGUGCCCAUUCCCUCUGGGCAGGCCUGUGUCCAGAAAAGCUAGUAAAAAAAAAUAACCAAACAAGUUCAAUGUUUGUUUUAGACCACACAUAAAAAGAGAAAGCUGUCUGAAGGCCAUGAAUCAAAACACUUGCAAGGUAUGUAAGUAUAUUUUGUGUAAGUCCAACACCUAAACAGGGACUUUAGCUACCUGUGUACCAAUACCCAUGUGCAUAUUGAAAAUAACAUACACAAUGAAUAAUAUUAUUGAAAACAAGAUAGAAAAACAAAGCCAAAGAAGUAAACAGAAGGAAACUGAAUGAUCACUGAAUUAAAAAAAAAAUGCAAUUGCCUGUGUAACUCCUCUUCAAUAGAGUAACAAAGUGAUAACCUCACAAAAACGGAGUCUGUGAAAUUAUGGGAUUGGUUGGCAUACCCAGAAAAAACAUAAUGAAAAAUGCCCCCUGCUAAAAAUCAGCCUGUUAGUGCAAAUUAUUGGGGAAAAUAUAACCUCCAUUAUGCCUUGAUGACUUUAUAUCCAUUCUUCUAAAAAAGGUUAAGUUUUAAGGUUUGUUUACAGUGAAAAGUGCACUUUCCAGCUAGUUUAUGGGCACUCCACUCAAAUAAUUAGAGACAAAUAAUCUAAACAGAACAUAACAGGAUUAAAAACAUCAACUGGCAGGAGGCAACCAGUUGGCUAUUUUCAAUUGUGGCCAAGAAUUUGAACUCAGGAUGACCGAGAACAAAUCCAGCAAGGGACCAGAGCUGGACUCGAACCCAGGAGUCUAACAAGCUGACCAUUCAGCCAUGCUGCCUCCUAUCAGAUCAUUAUACAUUUCUGGGAAACUUCCCACCUACCCUUCCCUAAGCCAACAUUAACACUUACCUCUCACUUAGGGCAAAUUUUGGCUUAGGGGAGGGGUAGGUGAACAGAUUCCCAGAAAGAUAUUGUGAUCCCUCCUAUCCAGGCCCGUUUUAGAACAAUUUAUAUGGAGUUGUUAAUCAUUAAUCAUUGUUAGUUUACAUUUAUGUAGAGUUUAAAAUUUGCUCGAACUUAACUAGGUUUUAUUAAAUUACCAGCGUAUAUAUGAGGAACUUUCCAGUAGUGUAACACUAACUGUUGAUGGUGUCCUCUCCUAUUUAGGCCAUCAAACUCAUAUCCCUUGUAACAAGGUGAGUCUUGGUGAGGGGACAUGAAAAUGUUUUGAAGUGUAUGAUUCACCUCUAGAUUCUCUGUGUGGUAUUAAUGUAAAGUACGUAAUGUGCAAGUUUGUGAGGUGGCUGCCAUGAUCCUCCAAUAUUUUAAUGUUGAACUCUAUUUGGUCAGAUACUACAUUACAGUGUUUUUUGUGUGCAUUCUUACACUAUACUAUCUAUUACAUGUGUCUGUACUUUGUACAAGUAGUUGUUUUUAUAGUUUUUGGACCUAAAAAUGGGAUUAAAAUAAUGGCAUUUUUAAAAUGUGCAGGGAUCUUUUGAACUGAAACAUUAAAGUUUUGCUUACAAUUUGCUUGCCAUAUUGUCAGUUAGGUACCCUUUUUUCCAUCUGUCUGCACAAACAUCAUGUGAAAUGUUCAUAAAAUUUCUGGUGUUUCUCUUUUUAUGGGAUAUCCCCAGUAAAAUGUGCAUUCUUUUAUGCAAAGAAUGGACACCUACCUAUAUGAGAUGGAUAUUUCCCAUAAUUGCAACAAAAGAGUUAGGGAUACUGAGGAGCUGACAAAACAUGACAAAGCAUGUAGCAUAACUGGGCAUGUAAUAGAUUCUUGUUAUUUAAAACAGUAUUAUUAUUUUUUUAGUAUAUUCUGCAAGUAAUUGAAGUCCUCAAACCCAAAAUACAGACGUUGAUGGAGAAAUGCAACACGGUAAGUUUGUUUCUAGAGUAUUUUUCAACCCUGUAAAGUAAUCCAAGUUUAAUGAUAAGUAUCGGAUUUCCUUUGGAUAACCCCGGUUUCACUCCAAAUGGUGGCCAUUGUCAAACAUUUACAAAAUUCCCGGAUUCCCUUUUUUGGUGAGUGUGCAUAAUUAUUGCAUAAAUUAUUAGUCAUAGUUUCUCAACUCCUUAACAGUGUCUCCCCACCACUGUUGUAGAACAUCAAUAGGAAAGAUGAAUAAGGAUAUUGAACUUUAGGUGAAGACUGACCUGUUUUAAGGUAAUGUUUCGCGGGACGAAUUUGCAACGACGAUUUUAUGCACAACACAGUGUUACAACAUUGUUGCAACAUUGUUUCGAAAGGCUGCAACAUCGUUCCAACAUUUGAACCCUGUGUUGUGCUAAAAAUCGUCAUAGCGGAUCGUCUUGCAUAAGAUCACCUUUAGGAAGGUUACCAAUUUGUGGAGUUGUGUAAUAAAAGAGAGCUAACUACUGGGGGGGGGGGGGCAGUGAGGAAAAUUCAUAUGUUGAUACCGGUACUUACCAUGAGGGGUGUUUGUUGUUAGGUGAAGAUGUGGAUUCAGUUAUUAAUCCCCAGAAUAGAGGAUGGAAACAACUUUGGUGUCUCUAUCCAGGUAAUUUUUCUUCUGUCAAUACAAAUGCAGCUUAAUGCCAGAUAACAUGUACAUUUUUUGCACCAAUCAAGGUUAAUUACCAAAAAGAGUUUGAUGCCAUAAACUGAUGUGAUACAACUCACUUUGACUCUGAAGAUGACUAGCGCACAGGUUGUUGAAACGUCAGUCACUGUCAACAACAACAGUCCUAUUCAGGACUUUGUGCACCCAAACGAUCAUACUCAACCUACUUAUUUAAUUUAUGCCUAAUUAGUUCCACUGCUUUUGAGUUCAGUGAACCCCAGUAACUCGAACCUUCUAGGGAAAUUCCAAAAAAGUGGAAGUUAUCUGGAGCUGGAAGCAAAUAACCGAAAAUAAGGAAAUGGGAUGGGGAAGCAGUGCAAGUACCAUGCAAAGUUUACUUCAGGGGCAACAAGAGAUUUAUAAAAUAAUGAUAUUUUGAAAAAGGAAUAAAGCAGCAAAGCUUGAUCACUAUACAGGGCUGGACAUUGUAUUUAAAUUGGACUGAAAAGAAAGGUAUAACAGACAAAGAAUACAGGAUUGACACAGAUGUUUUUAAAUAAAUUCAGUGUAUUGGACAUAGAUGUUUUUUUUUUUUUCCGAUUUGCCACGCGCUUAAAACAUGGUUUGAGAGAUCAAGGGUAAAAUUAUAUGGAAAUAGGGUUCACACAGUCUUGAAAAGUCCUUGAAUAUUAGGGGAAGUCCUUGAAAAGUCCUUAAAUUUCUGUGCAAGUCCUUGAAAAGUCCUUGAACUUUCUUUACCUGUGAAUGUAGUAGCCUGGACAGAGUUUUGAUGCUUUUUGGUUGUCCAAGACAGAAUAUAAAUCAUAGCUCAGAGAAUCUAAUAUAGUCCUUGAAAAGUCCUUGAAAAUGGUUGCAAUUUUUUGUACGAACCCUGGGAAAUGAUCUGAGGGGAAACAAAAAUUACUUCGAGUUAGCGUGGGUGCAAGUUAUUGGGAGUCAACUGUACAACAAAGGUUGCAUCUGCCAUCUUUUUAAGUCUCAGCCACAUACCAUUAUGCUGGUGCUCACAUUGCCAGGAGUAACUGUGAAUUUUUCAAUUCUCAUAGUUACAUUUCUCUUUUCUCUCCCUAAUGUAGGAGGAAACUCUCAGUGAAGUACAGAGAAUUGAGGGAGAAGCAGCAACAUUCUUGGACCAGAUUUCAAGGUACACUAUUACACCUUCAUGCGUGACAACCUGUUGUUAGUGAACACCGAUUCAGAAUAACAACUGAACAUGUUUUUCAGCCAAAGCACUAUAAAUACAGCCUCUCAGAAAAGAUCGCCUUUUAUAAUUGUUAUUGCUGUGACCACUAUUGAGAAGAACAUGUAAAAACCUCUUAUUAGCCGAGUUUUCAAUCCAUGCUGUAAAUUACAGAACGCUUUUUUUCCAUUGUUUUAUGGGCCAAUCGUGAAGUGUGUGGGCCACAAAUUGAUGUCCAUAAUUAACAGUACGGACCAAAAAAAACGUGGCCAAUAAAAUGUUUAUUAAAUGGCUUCCUGUUUGGGGGAACAGAAAAAAGUGCUGGACAAGUGAUUUAACAGUUAUUUGACAGGCGUCAGAAAGCAAAAUUUUUAAUUGGCUCAAGGAAACAAUAGCACAUUACAAAGGCUUUUUGCAGUGUAAGAAGCCUCUCAAAAAAAGAUAAAUGAAGCCCGCAGCUUAUUUUCCGGAAUGUUUUGGUAGAUGGUGAUGAAGUUGUAUUGAAUAUGGCACUUUUGAUAUUUAUUCAACUGCUCAAAACGUACAAUUACCAUUCAUUUGCAGAUAUUACAUCACAAGAGGAAAGAUAGUUUCCAAGAUCAUAAAAUACCCUCAGCUGGUAAGUGCUGAACUUUGUUCAAGUGUAGUGAUGUUGUAUGAUGAUGAUGAUGAUGAUAUUUGUUCUUAUGGUUAUUGGUAAUUAUUAUUGUUAUUAUUACAGUAGUAUUAUUUUGAUUGUGCGCAUUGAGCACUCUAUGAGUGUUGACAUUUGGAACUUUUAGUUAUUCUGUCGUGAAUAAAACACUGAAAUUCAUUUAAUAAUUAAAAAUUCCUGGAUCAGUUUGAGCGUCAUGUGAAGAAUUAUGGAGAUUGAGGAGGGUGUUAUCCACCGAGGCCUAUUACGCCUGGGUGGAUGACACCCUCCCCUCUGUGGGUCUAACAAAGGUCGUCAUAACUACGAACUAGUUGCUUACGAGAAAGAUCGGAAGGAGAGCUUUGACUGUAUUUAUACGACAAGGGAUUACAAAAAUAUAUAUAUAUAUAUGCAUAUGAUAACUCUACGUGAAUAUGGGGAGAUUCGAUAUAACCCUAUUCUGCUACACUACACUGAAAACGGCUGUUUAGCAGACUAAUACAACCCCACUAUCUACAAUACUGACAGCUAUUUUCGUAGGAUGACUACCGGCAAGCUGUUAUGGAGUUAGACGAAAAAGAGUUCACUAGUCUACGCCUCUGUUGCUGCGAACUUCGAAAUCAUUAUGUAAGCGAACCUAUUAAUGCUGCAGUGUUACUUGAUUUAGGGCGUGUUCGAUUGACUGUAUUCCGGAAUAGGAAUAAAUCGGAUAAACUCUAGAAAUCACUUGUUUUGGCAUUCAGUGCAUUGCAAUAGCCAGUCCAAACAUUGUGGUACAAGAGAUUUGUUACAAAGCUUUGGCGUAUUCUUAUUCCGUAGUACGAUCACUCAAGCGCACCCUUAAUUGCAUUUCGGGCGACAAGAGGAGCCCGCCCGCAAUCCUAAUCUCCGGGUUGUUACGCAUGCGUCGCAUGUAUGUCGCCAGAAUUCGUUUGGACUUCCACUAAGAAUGAAUGGAAGGCACAGAACGCAAUUUGAUCACGCGCGUUUGGACCUUCCAUCACUCGUAAUCUGAUCACGCGUGAUUUGACGAUAUGUCACGCGAAACUUACGCAAAGCACAGCGAUGGAGCAAAGCGUUUUGACCUUCGAUCGUUGUCGCCCGCACUCCGUAGUCUUUGGUUAUUACUAGUAUACCCUCAAUAAACAUCUUAUUAAACGUAAAAUGCAGUCUGCGUAUUGCCCAACUACGCAGGCAUUUCAGUAGCUUUUUCCAUAAGUGCCUGCUGAUGAUGGAAUAGGCAGCUGUGCAUGUGACCAGGUAAAGGGGGCGUUAAGAAUCUUAUGGAUAAAACUUCAACAAAUGGAGUGAGAGCCCCUAUCGGCAGCAGGUAGAUAGGUAGACCACUGCUAACAGCUUUUAUUGAAACCCCGCUGUUUAGAAAAAAAGUUGUGAUGGUUGUGUAGUUACAGACCUUUAGAUUCGAGGACGACUGCUAGGACGAGUUUUGAAUUCAAGAGUUUUUUGCGUAUUCUUGAAAAAUAGACACCCGGAAAGCUUCAUUCAGUGGUACUUCGAUCUAACGAAGGGCCAAGGGACUGUCAAAAUCUGUUCGCUAUAACGAGGUUUCGUUUUAUCGAGGUUCUUUUUCAUAUAUUUUACUAUUACUGGGGCAAAAAAAUUUCGUUCGUUACACCGAGAACUUUGUUAUAUAGAGGUUCGUUAAAUCGAGGUUUCACUGUUUUACGUUUUUCACCAGAAGAAAAUAACGCGGUUAUUGAAGUAGGAUACCAAGGUAAUCUCUCUCCUGAUCGCAAAAUGAUAAAACUUCUGAGACUCCUAACAUUUGAUGAAUUUGUUUCCGUCACUGCGACAUUCUCGCUAAAUCCCGUAGUAUCUCGUUUUCCCGCGAAAAAUGCCGCUUUUUCACGCGCGGGCACUACUUAGUAUUGAGAAAAUCUCGUUCUCGUAGUCGUGCUUGUUUUAGAUUCUGAGGGCCUGUUUACAUGGAGGUGGGGACCCCGGGUAGGUGAGGUAACCCGCUUAGGUGGGGUAACCGGUUUGUCCAUAUAAUCUCUCAUUUUUAAUUUGAUCACGUUUACAUAAUAGAUGGGGUGACCCGCCGCAUGUUACCUCACCUAUCUGGGGUCCCCCACUUCCAUGUAAAUAGGCCCUUAAGGUCUCUAGUAUUAAAUGUACUCCCUUUGUUUUUAACAGCUCUCUCUCCAUGAUACCAUCACAAAGAACUUGGAUAAAAUCAAGAAACCUCGCACAAACAACGCAGAUUCACUUUACUGAAUAGCAUUGAGAAAGCGGCAUUGACUGUCUUAUUAUUUCUGUGGUACUUGCAACUAAUAAACUGUGAAACUUUUAUUCGAGAAAGUUUACGAUGAAGUCUUUGUUUAAACAUUUUUACCUGACCAGUGAUAUAAACAGAGCCUAUUAUUUUAUUUUAGAUAGUCUUGAGCGUGUAUUUUAGACUUGCCCUCUUAGGCAAGUUACUGUAACGUAGACAAAAUGUGUUAUUUAUCUUAACAAAUUAGUGUCAAAUUCCCUCUUAGCUAAGUCUUCAAAAGUCCGUUUAUUUUGUAAAUAAAUACAGUGGAACUCUGAUAACGUUUGUUAUGAUGAGGGCAUGUUGUACUAUAAGGUCUGUUCCAUUUUACAAUAACUGGAGUGAUCACUGCCCUAAGGCCUCUUCACCCCUAACAUUGCUCGGUAAGUUUCUGUUUGCUUUUGUCAUUUUCCGUUAAAGCUAUUUUAGAACGGAUCUGCCUUGGACGGCCCCCAAAAUUUGAAGCUGCAUAUUAUUUUAGCACCAACCGGAUGCCCUAAAAAUAAUCGCAUGAAAUUGUUGAUUUUCUGAUUUGCAAUUUUCGGGCAGAUACGAGUGAUGUAUUUAAUAUCUGUAAAUCCUUCAAAUAAAGUUCACGGAAU
Porites lobata is the source of this 10394-nucleotide messenger RNA. NCBI's taxonomy places the organism in Eukaryota, Metazoa, Cnidaria, Anthozoa, Scleractinia, Poritidae. The record is from the annotation of a GenBank genome assembly.